This is a messenger RNA of Dermacentor silvarum, 2635 nucleotides long. RefSeq lists its product as uncharacterized. The transcript has 3 exons. Gene Ontology annotation, cellular component: extracellular matrix. The record is from RefSeq and is a predicted model, not a curated record. Lineage: Eukaryota; Metazoa; Arthropoda; Arachnida; Ixodida; Ixodidae. Bases 173 to 1324 code for a protein of 383 amino acids.
UCCAAUCUCCUCUCGCAAAACAAACCGUGUUCUUCCAGUAUAGAGCUGCUUUGCCACGACCAUACCGGCGAAGUUGGCUUCGCUGCGUUAGAGAAUCUCCUUCGUGAUCACACGUUCCCCCGCACCCACCGCGCUUGGAGUUUCCGCCCACUUGGGACUUGGACCGGGAGCCAUGAUGUUCUUUAAGGGGCUGUGCCUAAGCCUCAUGGUCGCCACGGCCCUGAGCGCGGGUGCCUACGGCCGAGGAGGGGGCUAUGGUGGAGGCGCUGGUGGUCACCAUGGUGGAGGCGCUGGUGGUCACCAUGGUGGCGGUGGCGCUGGAGGAUUCGGUGGACAUCAUGGCGGUGCCGGCGGAGCCGGUGGAGGUGGUGGAGCCGGCGGGGCUGGUGGUUUUGGAGGCCACCAUGGAGGUGGCGGAGCUGGUGGAGCAGGCGGCUUCGGAGGCCACCAUGGUGGAGGCGCAGGAGGCGGAGGCCUCGGCGGUGGUCUCGGUGGUGGCCUCGGCGGUGGUCACCACGGCGGAGGCGGUGGUCUCGGUGGCGGAGGAUUUGGUGGACACCAUGGAGGUGCCGGAGGUACCGGAGGAGCCGGAGGCGCUGGUGGCUACGGUGGUUCCCGCGGCGGCAGCGGCGGGGGAUAUGGCGGAGGAGCCGGUGGGGGUUACGGAGGUGGAGCUGGCGGCUACGGAGGUGGUGGUGACUACGGACAGCCAACUCCGUACAACUUCGGCUACGACGUCAAGGACGAGUACGGCAACAGCCAGAACCGCCAGGAGAGUGGAGACGGCAGCGGCACUGUCAAGGGUAGCUACGGCUACACCGACACCAACGGCAUCUACCGCCAAGUCAGUUACGUUGCCGACCAGAACGGAUUCCGCGCCGUUGUCAAAACUAACGAGCCGGGAGUGGGACCAGCCAGUCCUGCUGACGCCGAGUUCAUCGUCGAGCAACCACCCGCCGGCGUCGUAAGCCAGUACGCCGGAGCCCGCGGUGGAGGCGGCUAUGGAGGUUCAGGUGGAGCCGGUGGAUACGGUGGUGCCGGCGGAGCAGGAGGCUUCGGUGGAGGCCAUCACGGUGGUGCCGGAGGCGGCGCCGGGGGCCACCACGGAGGAGCUGGUGGAGGCGCUGGCGGGUAUGGAGGCGGUGCCGGUAAAUACGGUGGUGGCGCCGGAGGCUAUGGGGGUGGCGCCGGAGGCGCUGGAGGCUACGGUGGCGGUGCUGGUGGAUACGGAGGAGGCAGUGCUGGUAAAUACGGUGGCAGCACUGGUGGAUACGGCGGUGGAGCAGGUGGCGCCGGAGGCAGCAGCGGCCCCUGGAAGUACUAGUGCCUCUUCGUUAAUUCCCACAGCGCCGCAUAGGGAGCUUUUUGACACCCUAAAGGUUGCGACCUGUGACCCUCAACCAGAACUAGAACACCUCUGACACUAUGUUUCGUGACAUUUCCAAUAACAAAAGAGAGGUAGAGAAGUCAUUCUACUCCGGUGCCACUAACGCCAUUAUCUGUUGUUGAAGCUGAACGAGAAAAGAAGUUGUAUCUUAUGUUUUUGAAUGUCAUUGUAGAAACGCAGUUACUCGACACGCAAUGGCGAACAAGACAUCCUGACGCAUGAUUGACAUUCAUGGGAACGGUCGACGUUUUCUGAGUGCGUGGUGGGUUCCUAAAGAACAAAAGUCGUGGGGUGCUAACGCAUACUUUUGGGAACAGAAAAAAGUUUACCGUGUUGGCGCGCCGUAGAUAACGACGAGCUGUGGGGCUUUCGCUUCAGGCUUUCACCGAUUCUCGAGGACUUCGCACUUGUAUACAUAUGUAUGUAUUGCGUGUCGUGUUCGGUGCAUGUGGAGGGGCGAGCUAUCGCUUUGUUGUACUGUGAUUGCUCAUAUAACGAACAGCAACGCAUAAGAUGAUGCUUUCUACACGUCUAAGUCUUAACAGGAGCUUCCGCAAGCAUGCCCUUCGCUCGGUCGAGCUGGCUCACGAGAAGGAAAUUACGGUUUCCAUCGGGUCAGUUCUGGGCCUGCAAUGGGAAUCAGCCUGCACUGUUGUUUCUCUCUUCCGGGUAACGACAGCGAGGCACUACAGUGCCUUCAUCGUUGUUUGUGGGUGUGUCUUGGGCGAUUCUAUUCUCUUGUGUGUUUGGUAGUUUUUGGGAAGCAAGCUCUGGUUUUCCUAUCGAUCCAUCACUGUGUUUUUUGAUUGUGCAUUACUGUGGUGCGGUUGCUGCCUAUAAACGUGAGUGUUGUUUUUAGCUUUUGGCUUUUCUUCUGAACUUUAACAUUAGGGAAAAUGUACAUGUUUUGUGUUGUUUGUUUGUUCGUUUCUUUUGAUGAUCUUGCCCGUCGUUUUAGGCGCUUGCGCCAACGGGCAAGGGUGUGGCAUCUGUUGUCAGUUCAAUACUCAAUGUUCGUAUACGAGACGGGGUGGCCCACUGUGGACAGGGGAAAUGCCAAACUGUGUUCUGCGUCGGCGCAUUGUAUUUCCUCUUGUGUACAUGAGUGCGUGUUUUGUAAAUGAGAUUUGUGACUGUUUCUCACUGCGCGGUGUGGUUGGGUCAUGUAUCUGAGUGCUCUGAUGUGCCUAGAACCUUGUGCAAUAAAUCUUAUUUAUGUACAUUACUGAAGGUCAGCGUCAUGCUUUA